AUUUUGACACGAUGGACUUUUAAAAAUUGUCCAAUGAGGAUUUCCGAAGAUGGACACUGGGUAGCUUUGGCGCAACCCCCGGAGGAAAGUGGUGAAGCAACCACAAUAGGUUUAAGAAGGAAACUGUUAGAGGAAAUAGUUUGUUCUGCAUCUUCUACCGUUUCACGCGUAGUUGCCGUUGUAUUUUCGGUUCCUCACUGUGUAAGAGUCCAUUUCCCAGACCGACUCUGUGUGGACCACUUACAAGUGCCGCUGCUUGUAGAGAGCCUUGUGAAUCCAACACUUGAUGCCAUUUUAUGUGCAGAGAAACUAGUGAGAGGAAGUUUUGGUGACCUUUGGCGGAACACAUUUGGUAGUGACUUUCGUGGUAGUCAGUCGUUAAACGUCGAGCAAGCAGAUGGGAACGCUGAGAAUGAGAAAGUACCUAACAUUUAUUAUAAGAUUCAACGUUUUCUGUUUUCUGGAAAUUUUUCGUGCGGUUUGUUUCUUCCUUUUCAGUUUACUAGUUUUCGGAAGGAGCGGAAUCGUGGUGAAGAACCCGGAGAUAAUGACACGACUGGUGUAAAUGUGUCUUCUUAUGGGGAAGGGACUGUCUAUGUUACCUUGUUGCCUGUUGUACAGUUCAUUCGCUCGUUUUCUUACGUUCCUUUUCGUUUUCCCAACCCAAGUUUGACUUUGUUUUCUUCGGAAAGGGAAGAAAAUGAGGACACUUUUAGGUUGACAGCUAAUAUGGGGGAAGAAAGUUUCGAUGAUCUUCUGAGUUUACAAGAAACCUCAACUUGUUUGUCCCGUCCUGCUGACCUUGUACUCAUCGAAAGAUGUACGGCGAGGAGGACGUAUCAGAAGUCUGCAAACCUCCAACCCAAAGAUACUUGUGAAUGUUCGAUAGAGAAGGACAAUUGUAUAAAGACCGAUACGAUGUUAUUUCGUUAUGUUCAUGACUUCUGUUCUAUAUGUCUGGAGAAUUAUUCGAAUAGUGAUUCCUUGCGAGUUUUACCUUGUCUUCACUUUUUCCACGUUGUAUGUAUUGAUAAGUGGCUUAUGAUGGACAAGGCUUGUCCACUUUGUAAGUGGGAUAUUGAUCGAGGUUUAUUAUAUUCUUCUUGGGAAGAUAGUUGGACCAGCGAAGACCAUCCGAAUAAUUAUUCGUCUGCCGUUGCUACAAGUUCUGCUAUUGAUCUUAUCGAACAAGAACCUGAAAUAAAAUGGGGGGAGUGGUUUCGCAGUCUGUUUUCGCUUGCAAGUUCGGUGUAGUUCAUACCUCAAUUAAUAUGUACAGCGGUGUUUUGUCACCGAAUAAAAUGCAGAGAAUUGCAACCUUUAUCAGUAAAACUACACUUCUUAUC
This is a messenger RNA of Galdieria sulphuraria, 1346 nucleotides long. RefSeq lists its product as uncharacterized. The record is from RefSeq and is a predicted model, not a curated record. Lineage: Eukaryota; Rhodophyta; Bangiophyceae; Galdieriales; Galdieriaceae. Bases 34 to 1254 code for a protein of 406 amino acids. Gene Ontology annotation, molecular function: zinc ion binding. The transcript has 4 exons.